UUCCGACACAAGUUAUCGACUCUCGCCACAGUAUAACGGAUCUUACGGGACUCUAGUAUAUCACUAUGGCUGCCUCUGCUCUUACUGUUUGCCGAAUGAGCACGGCAGGACAGGGCAGGGUGAGGCAGGGCAAGGCAGUUAAGAGAAGGGCAUGGCAGAGUAAAGUAAGAGGGGCAAGGUGCAUCUGGAGCGGAUGCCCAAUGGUCUCUCUUGCGCCUCUGUUGUGCCUGCUGUUCCUGUCGUACACGCCUUUGAGAAUUGCGGCCGCUCCGGCCAAUGACAAGCCGAUCAGUGGCUCUGCCGUCACCCCCAACAGCCUGCUCCCUGGGCUAGGGGGAUAUCCUGGUUAUCUUGGAGGAAGUGGAAUCUACCCAGGAGGUAUCGGGAGCUAUCCACAACGUGUAUUGAAUCCGUACGGCGUGCAGCCACUCAACUCGCCAAUUUACGGGCCAGCGUCCGGAAACGCGUGUAUGAUCUGCUCCUGGAAGACCACUAAUUUACAGUGGUACUUGCAAAACUACGGCAUGUAUGAACAAAUGGGUUAUAAUCCGUGCUCUAUUUGCUCAUACGGAAUUUAACAUUUCAAACAAUAAAAUUGUUAUAUGAACUGUAGGCAAGUUUUGCAAAUUGCUAUGCUCUAAACUAUUAUAUUAUGCAAUUAUUAACAAGUAAGUGAUAUUACGAAGUAAUUUAUUUUCUUGAUGCUUGGGCAGAAUAUAUUUUUAGAAUUGUUUAUUUCCAUUUUUAUAGUUUCAAUUUCAUCAAAUUCACAUUAUUUAUUGCCAUGAAACCUUUCGUUUAUUUGAUAAGAAAAAAUGAUAUUAUACUAAAGAACCAUAAACAUAAUUGAAAGCAAAUAUUUCACGCUAUAUAUUAUUUAUAUUCUUCUAACAGUUUUUACAUUUCACUUGAAUAGAAAUACGUUGUAUGUAGUACAAUGUGUAACUAUUCGUAAUUUUUUAUGAAUUUACUUUUCCAUAUGGACACUGUUUUUAUACAUUUAUAAUGUCUAUAUUUAGUGAAUAAAUACGAGAAC
This is a messenger RNA of Gryllus bimaculatus (two-spotted cricket), 1036 nucleotides long. The record is from the annotation of a GenBank genome assembly. NCBI's taxonomy places the organism in Eukaryota, Metazoa, Arthropoda, Insecta, Orthoptera, Gryllidae.